This is a messenger RNA of Vespa crabro (European hornet), 1600 nucleotides long. RefSeq names its product probable citrate synthase, mitochondrial. Gene Ontology annotation, cellular component: mitochondrial matrix. Bases 16 to 1536 code for a protein of 506 amino acids. Gene Ontology annotation, biological process: tricarboxylic acid cycle; carbohydrate metabolic process. The record is from RefSeq and is a predicted model, not a curated record. The transcript has 8 exons. Lineage: Eukaryota; Metazoa; Arthropoda; Insecta; Hymenoptera; Vespidae.
GAAAAUCCGAAAAAAAUGUUAUUGAAAAGCUUUGGAUAUCAAAUCGCAUCGAAAAAUCAAAAAAGAGGUUACAGAAUUACUGGCAUUUGUAAAUCUAAUUCGAAUAUAGGACAACGAUACGUGCUAAGGGUCAGUACAACGAGAGGCGUUCCAAGUACAAGUACAAAUUUGAAGGAAGCUCUGUGCGAAAAAAUUCCAGUUCAUUAUGAUCUCCUUCGAAAUUUUCGAAAAGAACACGGUCAAUCUGUGAUCAGUCGUAUUACUGUGGACAAUGUAUACGAUGGUCUUCAAGGUGUCAAUACAAUGGUCAGAGAAACGUCUGAAAAUGAUUCCAAGUAUGGGAUUAGGUACCGUGGAUUAACUAUCCCAGAAGUUUUAAAUCUUCUUCCACGUAAUGGAACAUCUCCAAGUGUUGAAGCUGUUUUUUGGUUACUAUUAACCGGCGACGUACCCACUCAAGAACAGACAAAUUCAUUGAUCAAUGAUUGGUCCUCUCGACGACAAAGAAGAAAAGAAUGGUGGUCAGGACCAGGUGGUGGAAUCGUUGGUUCCGUUCUUCAAAAUUUACCGGAUAAUGUAACACCAUUGGCAAGACUCUCGAUCGCUUUGACUGUUCUUCAAACAGAUAAACACACGAAAAAGGCUCUUCAGAACGGAGCUCUGAAUCAUACUCAUUGGGAGCAUAUUUACGAGGACAGCAUGGAACUAUUAGCAGCGUUACCAGCCAUUAUUGGCCUCGUUGGCAAAGGUCGAGAGUUGAGAAACGUGACGGAAGGAGGUGACUGGAUAGAUUUUCUUUUAGAAUGUUUGAGCAAUACUUCGGAGGAUUUAAAAGGCAGGACAACAUCUGUUGGAGAUUUCCUUCGUUUAUACGUCAGUUUAAAUGCCGAUGAAGAUGGUGGUGUACCUGGUGUUCAUAUAACACAAAUUUCGGGAGCUUCAUACUUAGAUAUUAGUCAGGCAUUAGCUUCAGGAGUUUUGGUUUAUGAAAAUGAACCGAUUACGGGAACGAUGUUUCAAUACAUGGAAUUUCAAGAAAAAGUAAAAAGUAUUUUGGGUACUAAACCUAAGGAAGAAACAUUGAAAGAUUUUUUGACGUCUUUUAUUAAAGAAAAUAAAUUGAUUGGACAUAAGGAAACUCGAUUCCUCGAUUCACGUUACACGGCACUUUUAAAUCAUGUUAAAACAUAUUUACCUGGUGAUGCAGAAGUAAAGCUUUCUCAAGAUAUUACGCGAGUUUUGACAUUUCUGAUGAAAAAUACGAAAAACAAAAAUAUCUUUCCAGAAGUUAACAGCAUAGCUGCUCCAAUGUUUCAGUUUUAUGGACUGAAAGAUAUGAAAUUCAAUCAAGUAUUACUCUGUAUGUCACGAGCAUUGGGAGCAAUUGCUUCGAUUAUUUGGACUAGAGCGAUCAAUGCACCAAUCGAACAACCAAAAUCAAAUAGUACAUAUACAUAUUUUUAUUCGCUUCGAGAUAUUCGUAAUAAAAUGAAAAAAAGGACUCGAAUUAAACAUUUAACAAAAUUUACUUCGUAAUAAUUAGUGAUGAUAUAUAACAAAUGAGUUACAUUGAGACGAUGUUGAGUUUAUUAUAAAAGAA